This is a messenger RNA of Protopolystoma xenopodis, 1665 nucleotides long. The record is from the annotation of a GenBank genome assembly. NCBI's taxonomy places the organism in Eukaryota, Metazoa, Platyhelminthes, Monogenea, Polystomatidea, Polystomatidae.
CUCUCUCAAGCGAACUCAAGCCAGAUGAACUAUCUACCACUUGCAUGUGACCCUCUUCUUGCCUUCAAUGUGACAACUAAGCCUGAGCCCUUUGAAUCUUCUCCAUCAAUGUCGUCUUCUACAGUUGCUGUUACUUCCGAAUCUGCGACUACUACCCCCAAUACUAUUGCGACCUCUGCGACCACGGCCAUCCUCAUCACCACCACACCUUGUGACACCAGUGCCACUGUCACAAAUGAAAUCUCCCCCAGCACAUCUGCAAACACAUUGAACAGUGUUAAUAGUAAUAAUAUCGUUGGCAGCACUGUGGCGACUACCUCUGGCAAGAGCGAUAUCUGCCAAGGCCUGCGACCAUCAUCGCCAUCAAACCAACUUGAGCAAACAACGGAUGGAUACCAACAGAACAAUUGGAUUGAUCAGAAUGAAUUAUCUCAACAGCACCACCACCAUCAUGCACAAUCAAGGGACUUCACCCUUCUCCCUCAGAAUCACCUUUCUACUUUCCAUACAACCUCUAACGACACCAACUUGGGCUGCCGGGCUAAUCAGUUGCAACAUCACUUGCUUCAACAGCAACAGCAACAACAACUACAAAUACCAACAACUUCGUCGUCGUCAUCACUUUCUUCAAUGCAGCAUCAACACCACCAACAGCUGUCCUGUUUAGGUCCUCUCGAUACUCAUGGUAUGCUUCAGCCGACCUCCCUCCUUACUACCACUUCGGCUGCUUCAAGUGGCAUCACUGGCGAGUUCUCAACCUUCUCACCCAUUAUGACCUCACAUACAACUAACAGUGCCUCCAGCAGCCCUUUUCUACUAGCAGCACCAACGCCAGACUCACAGCAAAUUGCUAUAGCUGGUAACCAUUUUAAUCUCUCCGAUGUGAACCUCGUUUCUGGAUCUACAGCGACCACCUCUGCUUCAGGCUCUCACUUAGGCUCUCACAUAACCCUUUCUGAGGAGCAAGUAGUGAUGAUGCAGCAACGACAUGUUCAGGCUCCCCAGCAGCAUCAUCACCAUCAACAGCAGCGUCAGUUGUCGAGUCAACCACAACACUUUACUUUAUCAUCACACCAACCACGAGAACAACAGCAAGGGACGCAAUCACAGUUCUCUAGUCCUAUUCACCAGGUUUAUCUGCAUCACACAGAUAAGUCAUUCGCAAAUCACUUCACCCAUCGCUAUUUAUUUUCUCGCAUUUCGAUAAAGCCCGACUUUUCUGGCACAGGAUUCAAUUCGCUUACUGAAGUGACUUGCCUUCUGCCCAGCUCCGAGAGUGGUUCCAACCAGCCAGGUCAGAUGACAUCUUGCCAACUGCAACCGCACUCCGUCACUCGUCUACGCAGACUUGGCAACAAGCGACCCGCCUCCAGGAAACUACGACACCAGUCUACUUCUAUCAUCUCAGCUGCGAUGCCUAGCCACGUAUCCAGUAAUCGGUCUCGACGGAGCAAGAAACGACCAAAGCGUCUCGUGCUAUCAAGAGUCAACCAAGGAACGGGAGAAGCGGGGGAGGAAGAGGAUGACGAUGAGGAGGAUGAAGAGGAUUCUGAAGGAAUCAUUGAGGAUGUAGUCAAUGCAGUCAAUGCAACCAGAGGCGUUUUGUUUGAGGAAGAAGAAGACGAUGGAGAGGAUGAAGAUGUGGAUGAAGAGGGAGAGAAGGAU